Molecule: messenger RNA, 1698 nt
Organism: Populus nigra (black poplar)
Lineage: Eukaryota; Viridiplantae; Streptophyta; Magnoliopsida; Malpighiales; Salicaceae
Product: homeobox protein HD1
Exons: 5
Coding region: 574-1479 (301 amino acids)
Biological process (GO): regulation of DNA-templated transcription
Cellular component (GO): nucleus
Molecular function (GO): DNA binding
Source: RefSeq, a predicted model, not a curated record
AAAAAAAAAAACAGAAUAAAAAGAAACAAAAGGCAAUAAAAAAUGUCAGGCCACUGGAAGCAGCUUUAUCUGAUCUCUCAUCCAACCCCCAACUCCUUCCCUUUCAUAGAAAUGAUUCCAUAGCUCUUCUCUCAUUUCAAUUUCUCAAAGACUCGAGAAAACCAAAAUUCAGUCUCUCUUUCUUUCUCUAUCACCUGUUUCUAUGCUUUUAAGUCUUCAUUUAUCUUUCUUUGUGUCUGUAAAAAUCUCUGCAACAUAUCAGAAUUGGUGCAGAAAGUUUUGUGUCUCAGAUCCCAAUAUACAGGCCCCUUCCUGCCUUCUCUCUCUCUCUCACCUAUAACAACAAAACACUGUUUCUCUGAUCUCUCUCAGCUCUUUCUUUCUCUCAACAUCCAUUAAACACUGUAUCAGUCUCGAAGCAUAAGAGCCUUGUGGUCCUCAAAACCCUCACUACAUAAAUCUUUUUUGCUUUCUUUAUAACCCCUUUUGUUUUUUUUCUCUGCACUCUCUCUUCAAUUACUUUGCUUUCGAUUCUAUAUAGAGAGAUUGAAUCUUUAGUGCUAAUAUUUACAAAUGCAAGAACCAAACUUGGGCAUGAUGGGAAGUGGAAGUGGGGGUGCACUUGGUGGUUUAAGCAGUGGAGAGAUGUCUGUGUCUUUAUCAGGUGAUCAGUCUCGCCAACUCAAGGCAGAAAUAGCUACACACCCUUUAUAUGAGCAGCUAUUAUCAGCUCACGUGUCUUGCCUCCGUGUAGCUACACCAAUUGAUCAAUUACCUCUUAUAGAUGCUCAGUUAUCACAAUCUCAUCAUCUUCUUAGGUCUUAUGCUUCACAGCACAACCAACAUGGUCAUUCUCUUUCUCCCCAUGAAAGGCAAGACCUAGACAACUUCCUGGCACAGUAUUUGAUAAUAUUGUGUACUUUCAAAGACCAGCUUCAACAACAUGUCAGAGUGCACGCCGUUGAAGCUGUUAUGGCCUGCCGUGAAAUUGAGACCACCUUACAGGCUCUCACUGGUGUGACUCUAGGAGAAGGUACGGGUGCAACCAUGUCUGACGAUGAGGAUGACCUGCAAAUGGAUUUCUCUUUAGAUCAAUCAAGUGCUGAUGGGCAUGACAUGAUGGGAUUUGGCCCUCUGCUUCCUACAGAAUCUGAAAGGUCUUUGAUGGAGAGAGUUCGGCAGGAACUGAAGAUUGAAUUAAAGCAGGGCUUCAAAUCAAGAAUUGAAGAUGUCAGGGAGGAGAUAUUGAGAAAAAGAAGGGCUGGAAAACUACCGGGUGACACUACUUCAGUGCUGAAGAAUUGGUGGCAGCAACACUCCAAGUGGCCUUACCCAACUGAAGAUGACAAAGCAAAACUUGUGGAGGAGACAGGGUUACAGCUAAAGCAGAUUAACAAUUGGUUCAUCAACCAAAGGAAGAGGAACUGGCACAGCAACUCUCAAUCGGUGACAUCCUUGAAGUCCAAGCGCAAAAGGUAGACAAACCAAUCCAUCUUAUUUGUUUCAACUGAGGGAGGGGACUGCAAAGAGGGGUGUUCUUACUUUAUGUUGAUAUAGCUGUCACUGUAUCCUUUGGGUUGCAGUACUUUCUACUUGCUAACAACCAGGUACAGGUCAUGUAAUAGAUGGAGACCUAAUAUCUCUUACAUUUAAGGUUGUAUAUUCAUGUCAUUAACAGGAUGAAGAUUUUAUUCUCUA